Messenger RNA from Durusdinium trenchii, 2246 nucleotides. Lineage: Eukaryota; Dinophyceae; Suessiales; Symbiodiniaceae. The record is from the annotation of a GenBank genome assembly.
CCAGUUCAGCUGUGCAGCCUAGCUUCCCUAUGGAUGUUGAAGACGAUGCCUGGCAAGUUGAAAGAGAGUUUUUGGAGGAGGAUUGCCAACAUGAGCCUGAGAAGGAGGAGCUUGAGGAGCUUAGAGAAGUGGAGGUGAAGAAUGAGGAUUUGAAUCAGGAUCAAAAGGAUCAAGGUUGUGAGGAAGACACCAAUCUUCCAGUCUGUGAUGAUCCGUACAUGGAAGGAACUUCGACUUCCAGUUGCACCGCUUCGACCUUCGUGAAGGCUGAAGAGCGAGAUGGCGACGCGUUCGAAAGGUCAGACCUCGAGGCCGCCAUGCCCAAGUUGCUGGCGUUUCUGACGGACCUUCGCUCCGAAGGAGUCGACGCGACAUCGCCGGAGGGGUUGGCUCACCUGGCCACCGGCACCCUGGUGGCAGCUUCACGUCGCUUGUGGAGACUGGGCGCUUUGGAGCCACAAGGCUAUGGCGUUCCACCGAAAGUGACCGCUUUGGGCACUUGGCUGUUGAAGGUGUCGAAGAACCACUCGGUGUCACCAGCUGCAGCUCGGGCCUUGUUCUUCGGUGCUUUUUACCAUUGUUUGCUUCCCAUGGCUGCGACGGUGGCUUUGCUGCAGCCAGACAUGGAACCGAAGAAGAGCCUCCGAACGGCGUGGCGAAGUCGCUUGCGGUCCUCAUCCUUGUCAUCCACUGCCUGGUCGGGACACUUCAUCCUGAUUGCUUCCUACCUGAAGUGGAGAGAGUCGAAAGAGAUGAGAGAAGGGAGUCUCUUUUCAGCUGUGGCUGUGAGAGAACAGACUGAAGCACCAGAGGAAACUGGUGUGUCCGAAACCCAGACUUCGUGCAGCGAAUGUCACACUGCCGAAGAUGCAGAGAACGUAGCCACAAGUGCUGAGGGGAUUCACGCUCAGAGCGCAUCCAAGACCAACGGAGAUGCGUUUUGGGAAGCAUUGGAUGCGAAGGUCAUGACAUUUUGCCAAUUUGCGCAGUCGCAGUUCAACCUUAAUGAUCUUGACCUUGACGGAAGACCGUGGACGGUAGCCCUAUUGGACGACCAGCACUCUUUGGUUUUGGCAGCGUUGUGCUCAGCCUUCCCUCCCCGACGACGUCCUGGAGAAUGGGUGGUGCAAGGGGACUUCCGGAGCUUCCUGGAGGUGGAAUUGCGAGUCAGCAACGCUUGUGCAUGUUUGUUUACAUCCUCCCCACCACGACGCGUGGGCGAUCACGAAGUCGAGUUGGUGGGAUUUUAUGGAAGAAUCAAACCUGGAAUGGAGGCAUCCUUUAAAGAAUCAUGCGCCAUCAGGGCACAAAUUGCCUCGAACAUAGCGCUGGCUUUGGAUCAAGGCAAUGCAAGCAUUGGCCUGGCAAAGGAACAGGUCCAACGCAUUUUGAAUUUCUUAUCAUCUCCCCGUGGCGACUUCUUGGUCUGCGAGAAUGACAGCCACGAGCUGGGAGCGGAUGGAGCGGCGGAAGGAAGUGCCGAGGAAGUUGGCCUUGGCGUUUUGACCCUUUUGGGCCGGGCAGAUGCAGGCAGUGCAUGUGGAGGACGGGAUCGCAUGUGCGUCCCUGCCAAACGCGCCAGCUACAAAGAUGCACUUCGUGGUCGCAUCGUGCCACAUGCUCAACGGAAGCGGGCCAGCUCUGAGAUGGGACCCCCAAAACCUCGGCCGGUGGUGAAACGGAAUGAUCACGAUCACUCCGAAUCUAUGGAUGUGAAGAAACGUGACGCAGAUGGCGGAGAAGAAACUGAGAAGACCAAUCCCGAGCCAAUCCCGAGCAAGUGCGUGGAGGACUGGGCCACCGGAUUGGUGCACGCUGCUCUUUUGCGUGUGCUCAAGAGAAGGGCCGCUGCAGCCGAAGAAUUUGAUGUGGCGUCAAGGCUGAAGGCGCGAGAGAGAGGUGCAGAUACGGCUUUGUGUGCAGGCCGCGCUCGCGCAGUGCAGCUUUUGCAUGCGCCAAAGCUUGCCGCCAUUGAGAAGCUCAAUGAUCGAAAACGCAAGGCUGUCGAGUUCGAAGAUUACGAGCUUGCCAGGCAGCUGAAACAAAAGGCCGUGGCGGUUGAAGCUGAAAUAAAGAGCGUGGACGAGGCUGCCCUGGAGGACCUUGCCUUGGAACAAGCCAGCAGGUUAGCUUCCAUGGGCCGAAGCCACGCGGAGCUCUGAUGCCUCAAACCUGUGGGAGGAAGUCGCUUCUGUUCUGCCCACCUUCCGCCUCAGUGAAAAGGCCAGCGAGACGUGUGAAAAAGA